AGCGGCCGCCGCCGCGCAUGCUCACCUCCUUCCCCGUCGAGGCCUCCGAGCGGCGCGAUGGAAGCGGGGAAGAUGGCGUCUCCCAAGAGCGCCCCGAAGGAUGCCCAGGUGAUGGCCCAGAUCCUGAAAGAUACAGGGAUUACAGAGUAUGAGCCACGGGUUAUAAAUCAGAUGUUGGAAUUUGCAUAUCGAUACGUGACAACUAUCUUGGAGGAUGCCAAAAUUUAUUCCAGCCACGCAAAGAAAUCGAGCGUUGAUGCAGACGAUGUGAGACUGGCCAUCCAGUGCCGGACCGAUCAGUCGUUCACCUCCCCACCCCCCAGAGAUUUUUUGCUAGAUAUUGCAAGACAAAAAAACCACACCCCCUUGCCUUUGAUUAAACCAUACUCUGGGCCAAGAUUGCCACCAGACAGAUACUGCCUUACAGCUCCAAAUUACAGGCUGAAGUCGCUGCAGAAAAAGGUCUCGUCCUCGGCUGGAAGGAUCACCGUGCCACGGCUGAGUGUUGGCGCUGUCACCAGCAGGCCCAGCACGCCCACCCUAGGACCACCUUCGGCACAGACAGUGUCCGUUUCGGCGAAAGUUGGGACUCCCGUCUCGCUGACGGGGCAAAGGUUCACCGUCCAGAUUCCCACCUCCCAGACGUCUGUAAAAUCAGCCACUCCGACCGCCCCCACCGUCCAGAACGUCUUGAUCAACCCCUCCUUGAUCGGGUCCAAAAACAUCCUCAUCACCACCAAUAUGGUCUCAUCGCAGAGCGCCGUGGGCGAACCCAACCCCUUGAAGCGGAAACAUGAGGAUGACGACGACUACGAUGUGUUAUGAGUUCCCGGGGUCCUUCCGCUCCGCUGCGAAGCAGGCCUGGCCCCGGGAGCGUUUUCGGCCCGGGAAUCAAAAACUCUCUGCUUGGACGUCCACCCUGCGUCGGCCCUUCGGCCCUGGCCUCCGCACCCCCUUCUCCCAUCUCCUAUCUCCUGAAGGCAGAUUUGGUUUUCAAAGACCUCUGAGCGGCUUGC
Messenger RNA from Candoia aspera, 1016 nucleotides. Its product is annotated as transcription initiation factor TFIID subunit 9-like. Gene Ontology annotation, cellular component: transcription factor TFIID complex; SAGA complex. Gene Ontology annotation, biological process: RNA polymerase II preinitiation complex assembly; DNA-templated transcription initiation. Lineage: Eukaryota; Metazoa; Chordata; Lepidosauria; Squamata; Candoiidae. The transcript has 7 exons. Gene Ontology annotation, molecular function: protein heterodimerization activity; RNA polymerase II general transcription initiation factor activity; transcription coactivator activity. The coding region runs from base 58 to 825 and encodes 255 amino acids. The record is from RefSeq and is a predicted model, not a curated record.